Varanus komodoensis (Komodo dragon) is the source of this 564-nucleotide messenger RNA. RefSeq names its product CD83 molecule (gene CD83). The transcript has 5 exons. The coding region runs from base 1 to 564 and encodes 187 amino acids. Lineage: Eukaryota; Metazoa; Chordata; Lepidosauria; Squamata; Varanidae. The record is from RefSeq and is a predicted model, not a curated record.
AUGACACCCAGCUCUACCUCUUUUUCAACUAACCCAGCCUGGACUGUGAUUGAUGUGGUUGCUGAUGCCUCACCACAGAUAGUGGCAACAUGCCAUGGAGAUAUUCUGCUUCCUUGUAAAAUUUCCCAGAAUCUACGAGUCCCACAGGGGGCAGUCUCUUGGUAUAAGAUUAGUGACAACAGUGAAGAACAGCAGGUUCUGCAAUAUUAUAAGGCGUAUAAUUAUUCAGAAGAAUUUAAUGCAUCCUCAGAAGUCUCAAAUGAUACCUGGCAUUCUCUGAAGAUUACAAAUAUUACAAGUUAUAGCAGUGGGACAUAUAAGUGCAUCUUAAGGACACCAGUUAAAAAAUACAACCAAAGCACAAUUACAUUAAAAGUAAUAGGCUGCCUUGAUGCAAAAAAUGAAAAAUUUUACAGAACAGACCUUCUGUUGCUGUGCUUUCUUGGGUUUUUCUACUUGCUGCUCAUCUUCUUUACUUGCACAUGCUUAAAGGAGCAAAGUCUUCCACAUUAUCAUAAAUCCAGAAAGAACCACACAGACAACAAUCUCAUCAGUACCUGCUGA